Ahaetulla prasina is the source of this 2408-nucleotide messenger RNA. It is a transcript of the gene ORC3, whose product is annotated as origin recognition complex subunit 3. Gene Ontology annotation, cellular component: nuclear origin of replication recognition complex; DNA replication preinitiation complex; nuclear pre-replicative complex. The record is from RefSeq and is a predicted model, not a curated record. Lineage: Eukaryota; Metazoa; Chordata; Lepidosauria; Squamata; Colubridae. Gene Ontology annotation, biological process: DNA replication initiation; DNA replication. Gene Ontology annotation, molecular function: DNA replication origin binding. The transcript has 20 exons. Bases 150 to 2222 code for a protein of 690 amino acids.
GACUGUACCAUUCGCAGGGCGGGAAAGAAACGGCUGCACGUCGCUGAUCCCGGAAGUGGGGGGCGGGGGAUAGAGGGGCUCCCUCCGGAAGUCCAUUCACGAAUGUUGGCGGGUCUAUCUUGGCGCCGGAGGUGUCUGCAGCCUUCGCUAUGAGCACGUGCUCGGUUUCCAAGGGCUGCUUUGUAUUCAAACCAAAUUCUAAGAAGAGAAAAAGGUCUUCAGCAGCUGACUAUUUCAGUAAGGGAAACAAUGACUUGGAUAAUAGUGAGUUACGACUUGAUACUUGUCUGUUGUUAUGGAAACAAAUUAAAUCUGAAACAGAGCAACUACAAGAGGACUUGAAUAAGAACCUAUUUGAUAACCUCAUAAAAUUUCUGAGACAAUCUCAUUUAGAUUUUAAGGAAAAGAAAGCAGAAUGGAUUUGUCGGAUGAAGUCCUGUGAAAUUCCUGCUGCAGCUGUUGUUCUAGGUGUGAAUGUUACAGACCAUGAACUAACAAUUAAAAGUCUCUCUGAGGUUCUUCGAGAUGAUGUUACUCCUUUUGUGGUGUCACUGAAGGCCAAAGAAUGUCCAGAAGGCAUAAAGCAGCUGCUACAAAAGCUGAUAAUACAGCUCAUGGGCUGUGAGGUAGAGGUGGAUUCAUCUGAGGAAGAAGAAUGUCCCAAGAAUUUGCCCAGAAGGGUACGCUGCUCUGUAGCAUCGCUUACCGAUUGGUAUAAGAACGUAAUCAAAAAAACGGAUACUGACUCUCCAUGUAAGAAGAAAACAUUUUCAUCCAGACACUGGGAAUCUCCUCCAGUUGUAAUUAUUUUCAAGGAUAUGGAAAGUUUCACAACCAAAGUUUUGCAGGACUUCAUAAUUAUGUGCAGUCAUUGUAUACGUGAAUUUCCACUGGUCCUUAUUUUUGGAAUUGCUACAUCUCCGAUGGUCAUCCAUAAGCUGCUUCCUCACUCAGUGUCUUCUUUGUUAUGUAUAGAACUCUUCCAGUCUCUUUCUUCCAAAGAGCAUUUAACUAAAGUGAUUGAUAAGCUACUUCUGACGAGUCAAUUUCCAUUCAAAAUUAAUGAGAAGGUUCUGCAGGUGCUAACAAACAUAUUUUUGUACCAUGACUUCUCUGUUCAUAAUUUUGUCAAAGGAUUUCAGCUGUCUCUGUUGGAACAUUUUUAUUCACACCCUCUCAGUUUGCUAUGUUGCGAAGUACAAGAAUCUGAGAAAAGAGUACAACUUUUAUCACAUAAUCAGUUUGAAAAUAUUCGAAGGUUGCCAUCUUUUAGAAGAUUUGUCGAAAGCCAGGAAGUAGAGAAGCAGGCUGCAUUGCUGACUGAUGACGAAUGUUUAAAGGAAACAGCACAAGCAUUGCUAAAAGAUCUCUAUUGUUACCAUGAAAAUUAUUUCCCAAUUUUGCGGUGCCUUCAUGCUUUCACAUCUUCUCUUCCAAAGUAUCCAUUAGGCAAACAAAUCAGAGAGCUGUAUUGUGCAUGUUUGGAAAAAAGCGUAUGGGAAAGAGAGGAAUAUGAGUCUGCCAUGCAGCUGGUGAGGAUGCUGGCCAAGGAUGAGUUGGUGGCUAUUCUUGAAAAAUGUGUGGACAUUCUUAUAUCCUCUUCUGCAAAAUGUCUUAGAAAGGCUUUAGAAAAAUUGGAGAAAUACGUGCAACUACUUAAAAAUCUUGAAGGAGCUAGUGGUGAUCAAGAAAAAUCCAUAUCUUCACUGGAAGAGCUUCAGAAAAAAACAGAUCUGUAUCAUCUUCAAAAGACUUUGUUGGAGAUGAAAGAGUCAAGGAGAGUAAAGAAACUAACAACGUUCGAAAUGCUCCGUUUUGAAAUUGUUGACUUUAUAGAUGGCCUUGUGAGGAAUUACCUUGCACCUGCAGAUAUGCAAACACUGCAUGAGGUGAUGUAUUUCAGUGCAGCUAAUACUCUCCGAGAGCAUUUAAAUGCCACCCCACGUGCUGCUCUUCAUACUGCUCUCAACAAUCCAUACUUUUAUCUUAAGGAUGACUCUUUGAAAUGUGAUGCGGAAUCCAUUUCUGGUGCAGCUCCUGAUAUUUGUAUAGCAUACAAGCUUCAUUUGGAGUGUGGCAGAUUGAUUAACCUGGUUGACUGGCUGGAGGCUUUUUCAACAGUUGUAACUGCAGCUCGAAAUACAGAUUCCACAAUCAAAAACCAGACAGAUGACAUUAUCCAGUAUCCUUUUUUUGAUAUUCUUCUAAGAAAAUCUACAUGAAAACCACAUGCUCGGUUCAUUAGAGCAGUAUCAGAACUGGAAUUUUUGGGAUUCAUAAAACCCACAAAACAGAAAACGGAUCACGUAGCAAGGCUGACAUGGGGUAGUUGUUAAUAUGAAAUGAUUCUGUAGUAGUUAAGAGAAAUAUUAUCCAUUAUAAUGGCAGUAAUAAAGUAUACAAAAUGA